AUGGUGCUGCGCAGCUGCCACAUCGCUUUGCAUGCCGCGGCUAUGAUCGGCUGCAGUGCCAGUGCUGCUGUACGUCAGGGACCUGUUGCUCCUGGAACUCAGGAUGCUUGUAAGUCAGCCUCUGAAGACGUGGCCCUCCUGCAGAGUUCCAGAGCCGCGACCUCCAGAGACAUGGCCGAGGAGGAGCCGGCAAAUUUGAGCUAUGCUGUGCGUGGCAUGCCGCCAAUGUUGGCUCGGUGUCCAAGUGCACGUGGUGACAAUGACUGCAAGUUCAAGGAUUACACUUGCACGAGGUCGGGCGCAAAGAAGGCUGUGCCGAAUGCCAAGGCCACCCGGUCCGCGUCGAUGUGUUCUUUGUCCCAGCUGGUGCAGAAUCCGUCCGCGACUAUGUAUGCCAUACAGAGACAUGAUGGGGCUGGUACUCGCAUCGCACAAACCCUGCUGAGCUUGGCGCACGCAGCCCAGAACAACUUGGGUUUUGGCGGUUUCUUCACCGACGGAAUUUUCGUACUGCAUGCGCAACACGGAGCUGACGUGCCAAGAGCCAUGAGUGCUUUCAUGGGUUGCAACUAUUCGGAACUGGUGGUGGACGCCACCACAUAUCAGUUUGAUCGGUGUUGGAACGGCAGAGAUACGUUGGGUAAUGUCAAGGACGGCGAGGAGAUCCUUCUGGCAGAGUGCAGUGGCAUGGAGUGCCGACGAGACCUGGCGGUUCUCACCUUACCGUUUCUGUCACACCUGCGAAAGUCCACCUCGCUUCUGAGGCAUGCAACGCCUUACUUCAUAGGGAAGGAGAUGAAGGUUGUCAUUCAUAUACGCCGAGGGGAUGAAGUUCCACCCAAACCUGCUGCUAAGAUGGUGAAUAACCUGCAUUACGCAUCCGACGCCUUGUACCUGGAUUUCUUGCGCAUGCUCCGCCAGCGUGUGCGGAACGUCGAUGUUCAUAUCAUCAGUACAACGGAGGACGGCUUCCCCAGCCAAAACUUCGAUGUCUACAGAAACCUUGGUGUGCAAGUUCACCUGGAUGGUGACAUUAUUGAUGAUUGGGCUCACAUGGCUCAGGCCGAUUUGCUUCUCAUUGCUCCCAGUACCUACUCGUGGGUAGCUGGCCUGCUCAACGAGAAGUGUGUUGCAAUUUUCAAUCUCUUUGCGUACCCCAUCGUGUUGGACUGGAUUGAACUGAGCGCCGACUUGCACGAGUUCAAGGAUGUUGAGAGCUGCCUUUCAAAGAGAGGACGCUACAUGUAG
Messenger RNA from Symbiodinium sp. CCMP2456, 1248 nucleotides. The record is from the annotation of a GenBank genome assembly. NCBI's taxonomy places the organism in Eukaryota, Dinophyceae, Suessiales, Symbiodiniaceae.